This is a messenger RNA of Dichomitus squalens LYAD-421 SS1, 3436 nucleotides long. RefSeq lists its product as uncharacterized. Gene Ontology annotation, cellular component: nucleus. The record is from RefSeq and is a predicted model, not a curated record. Lineage: Eukaryota; Fungi; Basidiomycota; Agaricomycetes; Polyporales; Polyporaceae. The transcript has 5 exons. The coding region runs from base 171 to 2723 and encodes 850 amino acids. Gene Ontology annotation, biological process: regulation of transcription by RNA polymerase II; endoplasmic reticulum unfolded protein response. Gene Ontology annotation, molecular function: DNA-binding transcription factor activity, RNA polymerase II-specific; RNA polymerase II cis-regulatory region sequence-specific DNA binding.
CUUUCCGGUAUCUUUGGCGGCAACGUCCAGGACGAGCGAUAUAAGUCCGCGUUCCUAACCUUGCCAUCUUUUCGAACCCGAACCCCCACUCCGUCGCCAUCCUCCUCCGCAGCCGUCCGCCCGACUCCCAUUCCACCUACAGGCAGUAUUGCCCUCGAAAACGAGCAGCCAUGUCCUCCAUCCACCUCCCCGCUCUGCACAUGUCCAACAUCAUCGCCGCCGACGCACCCCUCACCUCGCCCAUAUCCGAGUCGCUCCCCGUCCCAUGGGACCGCGACCCCGCCCUCGCCGCUCUUUACGACCCGUUCUCACUCCCUUUGUCCGCCUCGCCGCCUACUGUAAUGCCCGGCACGCUCCCUGACACCCGCAAAGUGCUCAAGGGCCGCAGUACCCCCGACGCGGAGCAAUGCCUCCCCACGCACCAAGUCUUCGACUUCAUGCCUGGCAGCACCCCUACGCCGGUCAUGGGAAGCAGCCCCGCGUCCACGCCGGCAUCGUCUCCCCAGAGCGCGACGCAGCCGCUCCCGCAGCGGUCCGGCUCUCAACACACGUUCUCUGCAGGGUCGACAUCAGACAAGACGUCGUCGGCGGGCAGCGUGGUCGUGCCUGCGAAGCGUCCGUCUGUCGGUCCGCCAAACUGCGGCAGCACGAAGAAGGCACGCUCGGGAGAGCGGGUGAGCACGAAGGACUUUGUGCCCCCGGACGUAUCUGGGCUGAGCAAGCGCGAGGCGCGGCUGGUCAAGAACCGUGCGGCAGCGUUCUUGAGCCGGCAGAGGAAGCGGGAGGAGUUUGAGAACAUGGAGAUCCGGGUCGCAGAGCUCGAGCAGGAGAACGCCCGUCUGCUCGCUUCGAUCCAGCAGCAGCAGGGGUCGACGCCAGCUCCCGCCGAGGAUGGUCUGAAGUCGGAGCUUGAGCAGCUCAAGCGGCAACUCGCGGAGACGCAGCAGCGUGAACGCGAGCUGGCAGAGAAGCUGUCGAGCGGACCUAUGCCGGCGUCCGUCGAGAAGCCUGCGGUGAAGAUGGAAGUGGUGGAGCCCCAGCUGCCGGCGUCGUUGCGUGCGCACAAGGGGGAGCGGUCGGGUGCGAGCCUUGGACUCAUGGUCCUUCUGUGUGCGCUGCCCACGCUCCUCUCGAUGCCCACGCACAACACGAUGCCGAGCAGCAUGUCAUUCGGCCACUCCCACUCUCACUCGCAUUCCCACUCGACUUCGCUGGACAUGGCGACGUUCCCGCCCAACGACUACGACUGGGGCCUUGGCUUUGGGACAAGCGCGAUGGACCUCGACCUUGCGCCCUCUACGCUUACCCCGGAGGAGCAGCGCGGUGAGCCCGAGUUCAAGAAGCUCGAGUUCGUCGACCUGGAUGCGGAAAAGUUUGGCUUGAGCGGCUUGGACAUCUCGUUCGACGCGAGCGCGGCAAAGGAUGGGCGCAUCCGUGUGCGGAUCCAUCCUCCGGCGGCUUCGGAUAACGGCAACGGCAGCGAGCAGGCGCAGAUCGAGGAGGACCAGACGAUGUGGCAUGACGCCGAGGACGACCUCGGGCCAUUCCUCGGCGUGGGUUCCGGGUUCGAUCAGGCUUCUUUUGGCUCCAACGGCCUCCGCCCGCUCGACUUCUCGUUCCCGUCGUCGCAGUCCUCGGCAUACUCCGCAGCGUCGUCGUCGCCGUCCCUCGUCUCCUCGCCAACGAACGCCUUCUUUCCGCCCAUGCCCUCACCUUCGCAAACGCCAAACGAGUACGAGUUCGAGCUCGGCAGCGAGUAUGGUAGCGUCGGCAGCGGCAUCUCGCGUGCGGAGAAGCUGUCGAGCGGACCUAUGCCGGCGUCCGUCGAGAAGCCUGCGGUGAAGAUGGAAGUGGUGGAGCCCCAGCUGCCGGCGUCGUUGCGUGCGCACAAGGGGGAGCGGUCGGGUGCGAGCCUUGGACUCAUGGUCCUUCUGUGUGCGCUGCCCACGCUCCUCUCGAUGCCCACGCACAACACGAUGCCGAGCAGCAUGUCAUUCGGCCACUCCCACUCUCACUCGCAUUCCCACUCGACUUCGCUGGACAUGGCGACGUUCCCGCCCAACGACUACGACUGGGGCCUUGGCUUUGGGACAAGCGCGAUGGACCUCGACCUUGCGCCCUCUACGCUUACCCCGGAGGAGCAGCGCGGUGAGCCCGAGUUCAAGAAGCUCGAGUUCGUCGACCUGGAUGCGGAAAAGUUUGGCUUGAGCGGCUUGGACAUCUCGUUCGACGCGAGCGCGGCAAAGGAUGGGCGCAUCCGUGUGCGGAUCCAUCCUCCGGCGGCUUCGGAUAACGGCAACGGCAGCGAGCAGGCGCAGAUCGAGGAGGACCAGACGAUGUGGCAUGACGCCGAGGACGACCUCGGGCCAUUCCUCGGCGUGGGUUCCGGGUUCGAUCAGGCUUCUUUUGGCUCCAACGGCCUCCGCCCGCUCGACUUCUCGUUCCCGUCGUCGCAGUCCUCGGCAUACUCCGCAGCGUCGUCGUCGCCGUCCCUCGUCUCCUCGCCAACGAACGCCUUCUUUCCGCCCAUGCCCUCACCUUCGCAAACGCCAAACGAGUACGAGUUCGAGCUCGGCAGCGAGUAUGGUAGCGUCGGCAGCGGCAUCUCGCGUGCGGGUAGCCCGGGCAUGAGCUCGAGCGGCAAGCGGCGAGUGCGUAUAGCUUUACGCGGGAUGCCCGGCAAGGGCAAGGAGGGAGGCGAAUGGGAGGUGGAGGUUUGCUAGGCUUGAUGCCUGGAGAAUGGAUGUGCAGUGCAGGACAUGCAAAAAUAUGCGUUUCUCAUGCCUGAUGCCUCGCGCGGUCGAGCGGACGCUGCGGGAGGUGCGAUUAUGUGUUAAACUAUCCUCGGUGUGGUUCCACCAUAACUCCCUUUGAUUUCUCAUCCUCUAGUUUUUGUUCUGGUUCUUCGCGCCUGUGCAUGCGCGGUCUUUCUUUGGAUAUCUCCCGCUUGUUUGUUAUUUGUGACUCGUCGUACCCUACUCGCUCGUCUGUAUUGUUUGGCUCUCGUGCUCUCGCCCUCGCCCAUUGCAUUCAUACGUCGUAAAAAAAACCGUAUUAUACCUAUCCCCGAUGCAUCCGCCAUCCGCCAUACAUCGUACAUAAAUACAUCAUCACAUAGAUACACACCGACUUACAGAAAAAGCAAGUAUCGUACAUACUCGUUACUAUUACCCCCCGACUACCCUAACAUACCUCAUACCCGCCUCGCCGCACUUGUUGUUUGUUUCCAGACGGUUGUUGGUUAUUCGUUUCCCCUUCCUCGAUUCCCUCCAUGCCUCCUGGUGGAUGGGACCGAGAGAGGUCAGUUUGUUUCGCUUUAGACUGUUUGAAGCUGGAGCAGUCCAUGUCUUCGUGUCUGUCAUUUCCGUGAUCUGUCUCGCUAUCGCUAUGGGCUUGGUGCACGCCGGUGUUACUAUCGAUGUAAACGUAUGGUCCU